AUGGAACACAAAGAUCUUAUUGAACAACACAAAGAAAAAACCUUGAUGAGAGAUUUUAAAGGGAAAUGCCUGAAACUUACAAUGGCACAUAGUAACACCGUAAUUAAGGAGAUUGACUUUCUUAAGGCAUUGCUCGAAUUUUUAACUAUAUUUGAAAAAUGCGAGGAAUAUCCGGACAUAAUGAAGUUACAAUACUUGUAUGAACCUGACAUAUCAAGCGAUAAAUUCUUUCAAUUAAUUAUGGACCUUGAUAUCGCCGAUUAUGACAUAAAACUUAAGCAAUUGCAAAACAUGGCGCAGUCAUUAAUGGGACAAAAACAUAUUGCUUUAAUGGAUAAAUAUCAAGAAAUUAUCGGAGUAUAUUUUAAACCGGUAACACUAGAAAAAUUGACGACUGAUAAUCAAGUCGUUAUUGAAGUAAUAGGUGGAAAUUUUUACCUAAGUGAUAUCAUCAAUGAUAUCAAUUCCAUGUUGUUACAUGACUCUUGCAUAGAAGAAGUUCGUUUCAUAUGUUCUGGCAUCAUGUAUGUCAAUGAAAAUUUGGAGAACAGUACAUGGCAUGGAAAAAACAUCGUGGUGUAUGCUAAAGCGAUUGUAAUUUGUCACAAGUGUAAAUGGGAUAUUUCUGGAAUGUCCUCAGACGCAACAACAAUUAUCAAAGCGAAAACCGACGACGACGGUGUAGGUAUAGACGGAGAGCAUGGAAAAUGUGGAGAAAGCGGCGGAAAUGUUUUCAUUCAUGCAGAUAACGUGUUGCAUCCGGAGAUGCUGGAGAUUUGGUCCAAUGGUGGAAAUGGUAGCGAUGGUCAAAGCGGCGGAGACGUUUCCAAUUCGGGCGAAAAUGGCGAGAAUGGCAAAGAAGGUAAAUGCAGCACCCACGGCAAAAAUGGCUGGGACAUGUCUUUUAUCGAUUGCGCACCUGGAUGAAAGGAAAUUAUUAUGGUACUAAUAAGAAUAACAAACUCGAGUUAAGUUAUUAUGACAGCAAUGCUUCGAAUCGGAUAUACGUUCCUUAUUGUGCCACGAAUUUUAACAAUAAGUAUGUACAAAU
This is a messenger RNA of Harpegnathos saltator (Jerdon's jumping ant), 1051 nucleotides long. RefSeq lists its product as uncharacterized. The record is from RefSeq and is a predicted model, not a curated record. The transcript has 2 exons. Lineage: Eukaryota; Metazoa; Arthropoda; Insecta; Hymenoptera; Formicidae. Bases 1 to 927 code for a protein of 308 amino acids.